AUGUCCAAAGCAACUUUGGCCGUCAUCGCUGCUGCCAGUGCAGCCACCGGUGCCGGUGUCACCGCGCUGCUCUUCUCCGGCAAAUCCACAAAGCCACAACAAGAGACCCUCACCCCGACGCCGACAAUCCCAGGUCCUAAGGUGCCCUCAACUAUCCCAGUCCCAGCCCUAGCAGCCAAGCUAUCCAGUCCUGUCGACGCAGCAGGAAUCCUCCAAUAUGGUUUCCCGGGCCCAAUCGCCGACGAGCUCUCCUCCCUCCCAUUGCACGGCGCCUACGACCGACGCACCCGCAACCCAUCCUGGGUCGCAGAACACAUAACCCCCCAAUCGCUGGCGAUUAACAACGCCGACCGAAAGAAGAGCACCUUCUUCGAGGACACUACCAUCCCGUCCAUGUUCCGCGCCAAGCUGUCCGACUAUUUCCGCUCGGGCUAUGACCGCGGACACCAGGUGCCUGCGGCCGACGCGAAGUGGUCACAGGAUGCGAUGGACGGCACGUUCGCGCUGAGCAAUAUGUGUCCACAGGUCGGCGAGGGCUUCAACCGCGACUACUGGGCGCACUUUGAGACUUUCUGUCGUGAUCUCACUAAGCGUUAUCCUUCCGUUCGUGUUGUUACUGGCCCGCUGUACCUGCCUCACCGUGACCCGGAUGGAAAAUGGCGCGUUAAUUACGAGGUUAUUGGUAACCCACCUAACGUCGCUGUGCCCACGCACUUCUAUAAGGUUAUUUAUGCCGAGGAUGGAACCAACUCGCCCACGAGCAAGGUUGCGCUCGGUGCUUUUGUUCUGCCCAAUGCUCGCAUUGCGAAUGAUAAGCCUCUAACUGACUUUGAGGUUCCUCUCGAGGCUGUGGAGCGUGCCUCUGGUCUGGAGUUCGGUUCUAAGUUGGACCUCGGUCGUCGUCGUCGUUUGUGUCAGGAGGUGGCUUGCAAAGUCACUGUGCGCGAGUUCAACAAUGCCAAGAAGCGUUCUUGA
This is a messenger RNA of Penicillium concentricum, 975 nucleotides long. RefSeq names its product DNA/RNA non-specific endonuclease. Gene Ontology annotation, biological process: apoptotic DNA fragmentation. The transcript has a single exon. Bases 1 to 975 code for a protein of 324 amino acids. Gene Ontology annotation, cellular component: nucleus; mitochondrial inner membrane. Gene Ontology annotation, molecular function: single-stranded DNA endonuclease activity; nucleic acid binding; metal ion binding. The record is from RefSeq and is a predicted model, not a curated record. Lineage: Eukaryota; Fungi; Ascomycota; Eurotiomycetes; Eurotiales; Aspergillaceae.